Molecule: messenger RNA, 1802 nt
Organism: Hymenoscyphus albidus
Lineage: Eukaryota; Fungi; Ascomycota; Leotiomycetes; Helotiales; Helotiaceae
Source: the annotation of a GenBank genome assembly
CACAAUCAUUUUUUAUUAAAGAUAACAUACGUUACUUCGACAGUUAUCGCAUAGCACCAGGUGGUUGCUUAUUUCUGGAGUUCACAGAGUACUUGUCUUGCAAUCCUGCGUGUGGCUAAGUCCGGUAACAAGCCACCUACUUGCAGCCUGAAUGUCCAGAUGUACGAGUGAAGGAUACCAAAGGGCGGCGAAUCAACGAUGAGAUGCAGCAAGUGUAGGAGCGGUCUUAUUCCGUAUCUCACAAAGUCCUUGUGUGAAAGUGCCGAAGAUACCAAGCGGAGUUCGCUAGAUAGGCACUGGUGUCGUCAUAACUUUACACGUAACGUAUUUGAAGCGGGGCAUGAAGGCCAGUAACCUUGUAUUCUGACGAGAAUCCCAGCGUAAAUCACUAUGAGUCGUCUUCUUAUCAAUCUACAAUUGAUAUUACUGUUUUCCUUCUGCCAAGUAUUCAGAUAAUCUGUUAUCCAGUCAAAUGGUAACGUCCGCUGAUGGGGUGAAGCGUAUCGGUGGUGGAAGCUUAUAGCACAGUGUCGUGCAUCAGCCCUAGCCUUGCGACCUUGAUUUCUCGGAGUUUCCGAUAUUUAAUCCUUUAGCAUUACACCAUUGCUCCUUUUUCCCUCUCUUUCCAAAUGAAGCAGGUUUAAGACGCUUGAAUUUCGAUAUAAAAUUUCAGCAAACGCAAUGGACGAUGCGGAUGCUGCAGAGUUGGCUAGGUUGGGACAUAGAAGCGAGCUGAAAAGGAGUUUCUCACCUUUGUCAAUGCUUGGUCUCGCAUUUGCAAUCCUCAAUUCCUGGACGGCUCUCUCUGCAAGCUUAUCGCUAGCUUUACCUAGUGGAGGCUCGACAUCAGUUCUCUGGGGAUUGAUCAGUGAGUCAAUACAUUGUUCAAUGGAAUGCUUCUGACGUGCCAUCAGCUGCCGGGCUAUGCAAUCUCUGCUUAGCUACCUCGCUUGCAGAGUUUCUGAGUGCUUAUCCGACUGCUGGGGGUCAAUAUCAUUGGGUAGCUGUCAUUUCAUGGCGAUCAUGGGUCCCAUUACUCAGUGUGAGUUAUUUCAAUUUUCAGUUGUCUACUUUGUGCAGAUUUGAUGCCCUGCCUCAUUUUACUUCAAUGAGACUGCUUACCUCCCCGUUUCUCACUGAUCCGCUAACUUGACUUGAUAGUGGAUCACUGGUUGGAUCAAUGUCAGCGGAUGGAUUGCCUUAGUGGCUUCCGGGGGUCUGUUAGGCAGUCAACUCAUUCUUGGGCGAUUUCUUUGUUCAACCCAAAUUACGUUUCUCAAAGAUGGCACCAAUUCCUCAUAUAUAUUGGUUACAACCUUGUUGCCUUCCUCAUUAAUGCAUUUAUGACCGGGGUAUUGCCACUAAUCACUAGAUCAUCUUUCAUCUGGUCCAUCCUUGGGUUUUUUGUCAUUUGCGUCACUGUACUCUCAACUGCCUCCCCAAACUAUUCCUCUGCCGAAUUUGUCUUCACCGAUUUCCGAAACGAAACGGGCUGGCCUGAUGGGAUUGCUUGGCUUCUCGGGUUACUGCAGGCAGGAUUAGGCUUGACGGGAUUUGAUGCUGUGGCUCAUAGUUCGUCUCCUAUUUUCCAAUUUUCUAGUUGGGAAGCUAACUGGACCUCAGUGAUUGAAGAAAUCCCAAAUGCUGCCGUCGAAGGACCAAAGAUUAUGAUUGCAUGUCUUGCCAUUGGAAUCUUCACUGGAUUUAUUUUUCUCAUGGUACUUUUGUUUGUUGCUGGGCAGAUUGAUGGACCGGAAGGAGUGAUUUCCUCCUCCGCUGGACCUCUUCUUCAGAUUUUCUAA